UAAUAAGUUUUUCUGCAUAAAUAACAGCUUAAUAAUAUUAUUUAAUAUAUAAAUUAAAUUUAAUAUGUAUAUAUAAAUAUAUACAUAUACAUAGAUAUUUGUGAAGAUUUAGCUUUUUUCAAGAUAAACAUACAUAAUAUUAUAUAUACAUAUACUAAUACAUAAGAAUUCUUAUUGAAAUAAAAUCAUACUGGCUGCACCUGGUAAUACUGCACCGCCCGUGCUUUGGCGCGCGCGUAAAAGAGUUGACUACACAGCUAUUCCCAGUUCAGAACUAAUGCAGUUAUGCAACAGUGCAUCAUGUAGCCACAAAUUAUCAUGUCGUUGCAAUUUCAGAAGGCGAUGGCAAGGAUUACAUUUGCGUAGCAUAGAGGAACCACAGACAAGUCAACAUAAUUCUCAUAAUCAACAACAAUCGCAAACAUUAUUACAGUCUCAAUUACAAAAUCAACAACAGUGCAAUCUAAUAGGAUUGCAUACCCAGAAUAACAAUACCAGAAUGCCUUCAGAGCAGGGGGGCACGGGAUCGGGAUUUGAUAAUAUUGGAUCUCGUUCUAGUGUCCCCCUGCAAUUACAAAUGCUUCCAUCUUCUCAACAACGUUAUGAUGCCGAGUAUGCCAAUAUGGAAGCAUGGAUGGAUGAAAAUCAAGAAUUCGUACAAGACUAUUUUUUAAGAAAAGCUACACGUCAAUUGGUAGACGCAUGGUUGGUAUCACAUGCAACAUCUGCUGGUAACGAUGUUGUAGGUUCACCAACACAAAAUAACGGACAACAAAAUUGUUCGUCACGCAGCGGUUCCGGUGCAACAACACCUGUAAGAAAAAUAUCAGCGCAUGAAUUUGAACGUGGUGGAUUAGUUAAACCAAUUGUUAAUACAAUUGAUGGCACACCAACAUUUUUAAGUAUAGGCUUUCCUCAUAAUAAUAAUCCUCAUACCUAUCAUCAUAGUAGUAGUGCUAGCAAUAGUUAUCAUUACCCGAAUGAUUGUGCAACAAAUCAAAGUUAUAGCACAAGCACUAGUAGUAAUAGUAGUAUUAAUUCUGGUUACAUAAAAAAUAGUUGUAAUAAUACAAAUUGCAAUCAUCACAUUAUAUCGGGUGCUUCAAAUAGACCACAGAGGCUUUCCAGAAAUGAAUUAAAGCAUUUGGAUGAAAAAGAAUUAAUAUUUGAGCUGGUUAAGGAUAUUUGCGAUGAAUUAGAUAUUCGAUCAUUGUGUCAUAAAAUUUUACAAAAUGUUUCAAUUCUUUUAAAUGCUGAUCGGGGUUCAUUAUUUCUUGUUCAAAGUAAAUGUGAUAGAAUUAAAGGCAUUUCAAAAAAAUGCUUGGUUUCAAAAUUAUUCGAUGUGUGUCCGAAAAGUACAGUAGAAGAAAUGGAAAAUCAGAAUGAAGUUCGUGUAAAUUGGGGCACCGGUAUAGCUGGUCAUGUAGCUGAAAGUGGUGAACCAGUUAAUAUUCCAGAUGCCUAUAAGGAUUACAGGUUUAACAGAGAAAUCGAUAGCCAAACGGGUUAUCGAACAAAAGCUUUAUUAUGUAUGCCAAUUAAAGAUUCUACUGGUGAUGUUAUAGGAGUUGCUCAAGUUAUGAACAAAUUGGAAGGUGAAUCUUUUACAGAGAAUGAUGAAAAGAUUUUUGCUUCAUAUUUACAAUUUUGUGGCAUCGGUUUACGUAACGCUCAACUAUAUGAGAAAUCUCAAUUAGAAAUAAAAAGAAAUCAAGUUUUAUUAGAUUUAGCGCGUAUGAUAUUUGAAGAACAAAGCACUAUCGAGCACAUGGUAUUACGUAUCCUAACUCAUAUGCAAAGUUUAAUACAAUGCCAAAGAGUUCAAAUUUUGCUGGUGCAUCAAGCAUCGAAAGGAAGUUUUUCACGGGUAUUUGAUUUUGAAGCUAAUGAUCUAAGUGAAGAUGAUACUAAAUCAAGAACAAGUCCCUUUGAAUCAAGAUUUCCUAUUAAUAUCGGCAUUACAGGGCACGUGGCUACAACUGGUGAGACUGUUAACAUACCAAAUGCUUAUGAAGACAGCCGUUUUGAUCCCAGUGUUGAUGAAAAUUUAACAUUUAAACACAAAUCUAUUUUAUGUAUGGCUAUAAAAAACUCAUUAGGACAAAUAAUAGGUGUAAUUCAAUUAAUUAAUAAAUUUGAUGAUUUGUGCUUUACAAAAAAUGAUGAAAAUUUCGUUGAAGCAUUCGCCAUAUUUUGUGGUAUGGGUAUUCAUAAUACUCAUAUGUAUGAAAAAGCGAUAAUUGCUAUGGCCAAACAGAGUGUAACAUUAGAAGUGCUUAGUUAUCAUGCAUCUGCUUCAAUUGAUGAUGCUCAAAGAUUAGGAAAAUUGAGAAUUCCUUCAUCUGCUCAUUUUCAAUUACAUGAUUUUAAAUUUGAUGAUUUAUAUCUGAGUGAUGAUGAUACGCUUAAGGCAUGUUUGCGCAUGUUUCUAGAUUUAGAUUUUAUUGAAAGAUUUCAUAUAGAAUACGAAGUACUAUGCCGAUGGUUACUAAGUGUUAAAAAAAAUUAUAGAAAUGUAACUUAUCACAAUUGGCGACACGCUUUUAAUGUUGCUCAAAUGAUGUUUUCUAUUUUAACGGCUACACAAUGGUGGAAAAUUUUUGGAGAAAUAGAGUGCCUUGCUUUAAUAAUUGGCUGUUUGUGUCACGACUUAGAUCAUCGGGGGACCAAUAACUCAUUUCAAAUUAAAGCAUCCUCACCAUUGGCCCGAUUAUAUUCAACUUCAACUAUGGAGCAUCAUCAUUUUGAUCAGUGUUUGAUGAUACUAAAUAGCCCUGGUAACCAAAUUUUAUCGAAUUUAUCAUCAGAAGAUUAUAGUCGUGUGAUAUAUGUUCUUGAGGAUGCCAUCCUGUCGACUGAUUUAGCAGUAUAUUUUAGGAAACGUGGACCAUUUUUAAACUAUGUUGCAGAGAAACCUGUUAGCUACUGGUACGAUGAUGAACCUCGGGCUCUUUUAAGAGCAAUGAGUAUGACUGUAUGUGAUCUAUCAGCUAUCACAAAGCCAUGGGAAAUCGAAAAAAGAAUAGCUGAUUUAGUUACGUCAGAAUUUUUCGAACAGGGUGAUAUGGAGAAGGAAAAACUAAAUAUUACACCAAUUGAUAUAAUGAACAGAGAAAAAGAAGAUCAACUACCUAUGAUGCAAGUUGGUUUUAUAGAAUCAAUAUGUAUUCCAUUAUAUGAUGCCUUUGCAAAACUAUCAGACAAACUUGAACCGUUGGUGGAAGGAGUGCGAGUCAACCGAAAACAUUGGCUAGAAUUAGCUGAAAAAGUACAAAAAGCUAAUAAAAAUGAAGGUACCCAGAGCUAUGAUGAUCAUAAUGAUGACGAUUAUGACGAAAAAGAUGAAGACGAAGGCUCUGACAACACUAUGGAUAGUGAUAAUGCAACAUUACAGAAACAAUAUUCAAAUAAUGAAACUAAAUCACAAAAUACAGAAAGCAUUAAUUCAACACAAACAACAAAUGACCGAAUGCAAUUUUGUCCAGAAAUUUUAAAUUCCAGAAAAUCAAUGGAAAAAUUGAAUAAUCGUAAAAAUGUGCAGAAUGCGACAAAUUCUCGAAAUGUUUCAUUUUUAGCGCCAACAAAUCUACUUAUACCACGCAGUGAUAAUGUGUCACAAAAAAAUCAUCAACGUCAAAUUCUUAACCGAUAUAAUAUCAGUGAACACAAACAUCCUAAAAAUUCUGAAAAAGAUUUAUACAUUUAUAAAAAUUGUAACUUUUCUUUACCAGAUACAAGAUAUAAUGGAAAAUUCAAUAACAAUUCUAAAAAUAAUAAAUAUAUAAUUAAACAGCAUUAUAGAUCUUCUUCUCCAGAAAUAUCAACUGAUAAUUUUACAAAUGGCAAUAUAAUAACAGAUAGCGACAAGAUACCAAAAAUCGUUGGACAAUUAAAUAAUACAGACUCUGAAUCUUUAUAUAAUAAAUUAAACAAUAAUGUUAUACAAAAUAAUGGAAGUUGUGACAACAUCGUAAAUUCAAUUAUAGAUUCAUCGUUAAUUAAUGGUAAUCAAUAUUCAAAUGCGCAUACUUUUUUUAAUAAAUAGAACAAUAAAAACAAAUUAAAGAAUAAGAUUAAUAAAAAAUCAAGAUAAAACGCACUUUUAGAUAAAUUUUCAUAACUGUAGAUCUAUUGCCAAACAAUAUUUAAUUGCAAAUUAUUCUAUUGCAAAAUCAAUAAAGUAAAAUGAAAAAGCUAAGUGAUUGUAAUUGGGAAUUACAACUUGAACAUAAUAAAAGUCUGGAAAGAAAUAUUCAUCAACUAUAACAUUUUCCAAUCUUUUGUACUAGAUAAACUGAGUCAAAGUAAAAUUUAGUUGUAAAUUAUCAUAUUCUUAAUGUAAUGAAGAUUUUUAUAACUGUAAUUUUGUAUGUAAUUGUAAUGUAAAUAUAAAAAUUAAAAUAAAUAAGAAUAUUUUCAUAAUUUGUAAACUCUACUAAUCGCCA
Messenger RNA from Condylostylus longicornis, 4445 nucleotides. RefSeq names its product dual 3',5'-cyclic-AMP and -GMP phosphodiesterase 11-like. The coding region runs from base 278 to 4045 and encodes 1255 amino acids. NCBI's taxonomy places the organism in Eukaryota, Metazoa, Arthropoda, Insecta, Diptera, Dolichopodidae. Gene Ontology annotation, biological process: signal transduction. The record is from RefSeq and is a predicted model, not a curated record. The transcript is spliced from 20 exons. Gene Ontology annotation, molecular function: protein binding; 3',5'-cyclic-AMP phosphodiesterase activity; 3',5'-cyclic-GMP phosphodiesterase activity.